This is a messenger RNA of Onychomys torridus (southern grasshopper mouse), 2917 nucleotides long. It is a transcript of the gene Paip1, whose product is annotated as poly(A) binding protein interacting protein 1. NCBI's taxonomy places the organism in Eukaryota, Metazoa, Chordata, Mammalia, Rodentia, Cricetidae. The transcript is spliced from 11 exons. Bases 399 to 1841 code for a protein of 480 amino acids. The record is from RefSeq and is a predicted model, not a curated record. Gene Ontology annotation, molecular function: translation activator activity; protein binding; RNA binding. Gene Ontology annotation, biological process: regulation of translational initiation.
CAGCCCGCCCGCCCGCCAUCGGCGAACGCGAGCAGCCGUCGCCAGCCGGCGGGAGGGCAGCCGCGCCCGGGGCCUCCGGGCCGCGGGGGGCCGCUGUGACCCGCCUCGGCCCCACUGCGUCGCGGGCCGGACGGGCGUGGGGGGGGGGGGGGGAAGCGGAGGCUUAAGCGAAGAGCGUCCGCCAGCCGGAGGGAGCCGGGGAGGCGGGCGCUGUGCUGCGGCGCGUCGGCUUGGGGGAGCCCCCCCACCCCCCGGAGCGCGGAGGACCGAGCAGGGCCGGCCGGCCUCCUCCAUGAGGCCUGAGUGAGGCGCAGCGGUGACAGGCGGCCCGCGGCGCCUCCCCGCGCGUCCUCUUCGGGAGCAGCGGCGGCGGCGGCCCCCGUGGGGAGAGCAGGAGCAUGUCGGACAGUUUCGAUCGGGCUCCAGGUGCUGGUCGGGAGCGGAGCCGGGGCCUGGGCCGCGGAGGGGGCGGGCCUGAGGGCGGCGGGUUCCCGAACGGAGCGGGGCCUGCGGAGCGGUCGCGGCAUCAGCCGCCGCCGCAGCCCAAAGCCCCGGGUUUCCUGCAGCCGCCGCCGCUGCGCCAGCCCAGGACCGCCCCGCCGCCAGGGGCCCAGAGCGAGGCCCCCGCCGGCUCCGCGCGGCCUCCCCGACCUGGGGCGCUCCCAGAACAAACGAGGCCCCAGAGAGCUCCACCUAGUUCACAGGAUAAAAUCCCACAGCAGAACUCAGCAGAGUCAGCAAUGGCUAAGCCCCAGGUGGUUGUGGCUCCCGUACUCAUGUCUAAGCUGUCUGCGAACGCCCCCGAAUUUUACCCAUCAGGUUAUUCUAAUUAUACAGAGUCCUAUGAGGAUGGUUGUGAGGAUUAUCCCACUCUGUCAGAAUAUGUUCAGGAUUUUCUGAAUCAUCUUACAGAGCAGCCUGGCAGUUUUGAAACAGAAAUUGAACAGUUUGCAGAAACCCUGAAUGGAUGGGUCACCACAGACGAUGCUUUGCAAGAACUUGUGGAACUCAUCUACCAACAGGCUACGUCUAUCCCAAAUUUCUCUUACAUGGGAGCUCGCCUGUGUAAUUACCUGUCCCAUCAUCUGACAAUUAGCCCACAGAGCGGCAACUUCCGCCAGUUGCUACUUCAAAGGUGCCGGACGGAGUAUGAAGUUAAAGACCAAGCUGCCAAAGGAGACGAGGUGACUCGGAAACGGUUCCACGCAUUCGUGCUGUUUCUGGGAGAGCUCUACCUUAACCUGGAGAUCAAAGGAACAAAUGGGCAGGUUACAAGAGCAGAUAUUCUUCAGGUUGGUCUUCGGGAACUACUGAAUGCUCUGUUCUCUAAUCCUAUGGAUGACAACUUAAUUUGUGCAGUAAAAUUGCUAAAGUUGACAGGGUCAGUUUUAGAAGAUACUUGGAAGGAAAAGGGAAAAACUGACAUGGAAGAAAUAAUUCAGAGAAUUGAAAAUGUUGUCCUAGAUGCAAACUGCAGCAGAGAUGUAAAACAGAUGCUCCUGAAGCUUGUAGAACUUCGAUCAAGUAACUGGGGCAGGGUCCAUGCAACUUCAACAUACAGAGAAGCUACCCCUGAAAAUGACCCUAACUACUUUAUGAAUGAACCAACGUUCUACACAUCUGAUGGUGUUCCUUUCACUGCAGCUGACCCAGAUUACCAAGAGAAGUAUCAGGAGUUACUUGAAAGAGAGGACUUUUUUCCAGAUUAUGAAGAAAAUGGAACAGAUUUAUCAGGGGCUGGUGACCCAUACUUGGAUGACAUUGAUGAUGAAAUGGACCCAGAGAUUGAAGAAGCUUAUGAAAAGUUUUGUUUGGAAUCAGAGCGUAAGCGAAAACAGUAAAGUUAAAUUUGAGGCUGUCAGUUUUGGUUUUUUGUUUUUAUAAGUUUAGGUAUGAUGAUUUAGCAGAACACAGGAAAGCAAGAAACUGUCAGACUUAUACCAAAUUAAGGAUGUUGAGUUAUGUUACUAAUGUAUGCAACUUUAAUUUUGUUUAACACUACCUGCCAAAAUAAACUUUAUUCCCUGUAACUUAAAAUGUGUAUAUAUAUAUAAUAGUUUUAUUAUGUACAGUUAAUUCUACUGUUUUGGCUGCAAUAAAAUCGAUUUUGAAAUAAAUGAAACGUUGAAAGAAAAUUUUGCUAGCUGAUUAGAUGCUUAUCGUUCAACUUCUUGAGGUAAAAAGUCUUAGCCUGGAAAUACAUAUUACUGCAAAAAUGUAGCAUCCUUUUUUAGAUAUGAUUAUUACAGCUUUUAUUUUAGUUUAACAUUUGUUUCUCUAUAAAUUGAGUUUCAAAUACUAAUCACAAUCAUGAAAAUCUUUAGCACCCAAGUCUUGGAGAAUAUAAACAACUUACUUACAUAUGUAGAUGCUAUUUGAUAUCAAGGGCUUUUAAACUGUCAUUGAGGGGUGGGUAGGGUUUAGAACACCAGCUAAGGAGCCAAGACUUGAUUGAGGAUUUCUUCUAGUCAUGUGCUCUGUUUGUUUCACCUGACUAACUUCAUCACCUCCAUCCUACAGCAUUACUCUGCUCUCCUUAUAUGGCAUUCUCAUUUUUAUUUCAGAGCAUGGGUUGCAUUGACUUUUUACUAGAGAAUUUUACUAGGUAUUUGUCAUUCAGGUUUUCAUCUGCUUUAUAAUUGAUAUACCGUGAAGAUCACUUUUCUAAUACUUUUACUAUAAUGUACCACCUCAGCCCUAUUUAAGUCAUGUUUUUACCUAAUGUCAAAUCUUUUUCCAACUAACUAAAACUGAAUAUCAAGGGUUGCUUGUAAAUAUGCAUGUAAAUAGUUGUGUUAAUAACUCAUUGUUUCACAUUUGGUACAUCUGUGUCUGCUUACACAGUUUCCUCACUUCUGCUUGUGUGUUCAGUCGGAUUAAAAUUAGAAUUUGAAAAUAAAACCUAGUUUUGUUCUAA